Molecule: messenger RNA, 1167 nt
Organism: Brettanomyces bruxellensis
Lineage: Eukaryota; Fungi; Ascomycota; Pichiomycetes; Pichiales; Pichiaceae
Exons: 1
Coding region: 1-1167 (388 amino acids)
Cellular component (GO): peroxisome
Molecular function (GO): L-serine:pyruvate transaminase activity; L-alanine:glyoxylate transaminase activity
Source: RefSeq, a predicted model, not a curated record
AUGUCGAACAGGAAAUUAAGCUUUAUUCCAGGACCCAUUGAGUUCUCAAGUGAAGUUUUAAAGGAAAUGUCGACCCCUUCGCAGACCCACACAUCACCAGAGUUUACUGCCGCUUUUCAGGAGGCUUUGAAAAACACCAGAAGGCUCUUUCAAUCAUCUGACCCAGAUACCCAAGGAUUCGUGAUUUCAGGAUCAGGAACUUUAGGUUGGGAUCUUACGGGAGCUAACCUUUUGAAUAACGGGGAAAAGGCACUCGUUAUUUCAACCGGCUUUUUUUCUGACCAAUUCGGCAGUUGUUUAAAGUUGUAUGCUGGCUCCCAGAAUGUCGAUAUAUUGAAAGCUAAGGAGUUUGGAAGUACUGUUGAGCCAUCAGUUAUUGAGAAUAUACUCAGAGCUGCUAAACACGAAGGUAAACCAUACACUUUAAUUACAGUCACACAGACGGACACAUCCUCAGGAGUCCUUUCUGAUGUUGAAAAAAUAAGUGCUAUAGUAAAGAAGAGUUCUCCGGAAACAUUAAUAAUCGUGGAUGCGGUUUGUGCAACUGCCUGUGAAAACUUGGAAUUUGAUAAGUGGGGAAUUGAUUACGCAUUGACAGCUUCGCAAAAGGCAAUUGGUGUUCCACCAGGACUUUCCAUCUCUUUUGCUUCAUCUAGAGCGAUUAAAAAAAUACUGGCAAAGGAACAUGCGAUCGGGUUUUUCACAGAUCUGAAAAGAUGGCUCCCUAUUAUGCGUGGUUAUGAGAAUGGCAAGCCACUUUACUUUGCGACUCCAGCUGUUCAGUUGAUUCAUGCAUAUAAUGAAUCUUUAAAGGAAAUUCUCACACCAUCCAUUACUGAAUAUAUUGCUGCACAUAGGGUAGCUUCUGAUAACUUCAAGAAUAAAAUUGCUAAACUAGGCCUCAAAUUUGUUCCGAAAUCGGACAAAAUUUCAGCCCACGGAUUGUCUGUGAUUUAUUAUCCAGAUGGUAUUAAUGGUCCAGACCUCCUUUCUAAGGUUCAGGAAAAAGGAUUUGUGAUAGCUUCUGGCAUUUACAAGAAUUACAGUAACAAAUACUUUAGGGUUGGCCAUAUGGGCAUUAGUGCAGUUGGAUCAAGAAAGCACGAAUUGGAUAAAUGCUUUGAAGCCAUCGAAUCCUCCUUGGACGAACUAGGAUAUAAGAAUUAG